Messenger RNA from Haplochromis burtoni (Burton's mouthbrooder), 2884 nucleotides. It is a transcript of the gene itpk1b, whose product is annotated as inositol-tetrakisphosphate 1-kinase b. The transcript is spliced from 11 exons. The record is from RefSeq and is a predicted model, not a curated record. The coding region runs from base 295 to 1464 and encodes 389 amino acids. Gene Ontology annotation, molecular function: magnesium ion binding; inositol-1,3,4-trisphosphate 6-kinase activity; inositol-1,3,4-trisphosphate 5-kinase activity. Gene Ontology annotation, biological process: inositol trisphosphate metabolic process. Gene Ontology annotation, cellular component: cytoplasm. NCBI's taxonomy places the organism in Eukaryota, Metazoa, Chordata, Actinopteri, Cichliformes, Cichlidae.
UGGUGUUUUCCGAGGGGGUCGUGAAGGCGGCAUCAGUCUCCUGGAUCCUGGGUGUGUGCGGGCAGUCCAGUUCAGAGACUGAGAGAGAAAACACCAGCAACAUCUCAACGUGAGCCCAGCGGUGCCUGUCAUCGUGCUUGUUACUCCUUCUCCAGCGAACGGGCUGAGAAUGGCAAACUACGCGAGCUAGUUUCUGAAGAGGACGCAAAUUCAAGGGGAACUGUGCUAAAACUGCCAGGUUGAGUCAUUAGUUGCACCAUUUACCUGCAAAAAAGGACCAGGGGCACAGUGGAAAUGCAGACUUUCCUGAAAGGCCGGAGAGUCGGCUACUGGCUCAGCGAGAAGAAGAUGAAGAAACUGAAUUUCCAGGCCUUUGCUGAUCUGUGCAGGAAAAGAGGAAUAGAAGUUGUUCAGCUGGACCUCAGCCAGCCUCUAGAGGACCAUGGACCCCUGGAUGUCAUCAUCCACAAACUGACUGACCUUAUCCUUGAGGCUGACCAGAAUGAUUCACAGGCUGUACUGUUGGUACAAAGAGUACAGGACUACAUUGAUGCCCAUCCUGAAACUAUCAUCCUGGAUCCACUUCCAGCUAUCCGAACUCUGCUGGAUCGCUGCAAAUCCUACCAGCUCAUCCACAGAUUAGAAAGCUGUAUGCGAGAUGAGAGGAUUUGCUCUCCUCCAUUCAUGGUCCUCAACACUGAGUGCAGCCCAGACGUGCUGGAGCAAAUCAAGAGGCAAGGACUCUCAUUCCCCUUCAUUUGCAAAACACGGGUGGCUCAUGGCACCAACUCCCAUGAGAUGGCCAUUAUCUUCAGUGAAGAGGACCUGAAGGAUGUGAAGCCUCCUUGUGUGAUUCAGAGUUUCAUCAACCAUAACGCAGUGCUUUACAAAGUGUUCGUGGUGGGAGACUCCUACACUGUAGUGGAGAGACCUUCCCUUAAGAACUUCCCUGCUGGACCUGCAGACAGGAGAGCCAUUUUCUUCAACAGCCACAAUGUUUCCAAACCAGAGUCGUCCUCAGACUUGACCUCGAGAGAGAACGUGGAGGGAGUGUCUCAGCCACCCAGUGAUGAUGUCAUCAGAGAAUUGUCCAGGUCAUUGCGAGAAGCACUGGGCGUGUCCCUGUUUGGCAUCGAUGUAAUCAUCAACAAUCAAACAGGCCAGCACGCCGUCAUUGACAUCAAUGCAUUCCCAGGUUACGAGGGCGUCCCCGAGUUUUUCAACGACCUCCUUAACCACAUCAGCAGCGUGCUUCAGAGCCACAACCCUGACUUUCCUCCUGCCGGCGAACAGCCCAAAAGCCUCCCGGUGAGCACCACGGUACCCAACACUGCCCCGCCAGCCCCGGGCUGCUGCAGCAUGCUGGGAAAAGAGCUGCAGAGACUGGGCUGCAACUCUGCUAUGUCACCCAACUUCCAGCAGCACUGUGUCUCCACGAUAGCUACCAAGGCUUCCUCCCAGUGACUGACUUUCUUUUUUUUCUUUUAUUUUCUUUCUCUCCCAUCCCCUUACCUCCCUAUUUGAUCCCUGAACAAAUAACGGAUGACAGUGGUGAUAAUAAUAAUAAUUAAUAAUCAUAGUAAAUAUGAUGUUAAUGAUGAUAAUAUAUCUAAUCGAGACACAAACCUUUUUCCUAUAUAGUUAUUGGAAAUAAUGGUGAUUGGAUGUAAGCUUUUUUUCCCCUCUGCCUUUUUUUCUCUCCUCGUUUUGUCUAAUGAGACUUUAACAGUACUGUAAUGUGAGCUUUGGGAACUUUUGUCUAAUAGCUGAUUUUAUUUUUCUCUCUCUUGCGUGAGGUCUCUGUGAUGAAAGGGUCCAGAAGAGGUAACUAAUUAGAAUGGCCGAAUCAGGACUGGAGAAUGAUGUGCCACUAAAUGUGCAAUGUAUGAUCCCUUGUAUCUCUCUCUCACUCACUUACACACAGGCACAUUUACACUGUGGCCAACUGUGCCAGUGAUGUGUGUUUGUAUUCUGGUCAAUACCACUGAGUGCUACGUGCAAGGGCGUAGAGAGAGGAGGCGUUUGGGCAUUUGAACACUACUCCACAGAUCCCAGGUUGCUAUGUGACUGUGGCCAAUCGACUGCAGAGAGUGAUGAGAUUGUUUUAUUGGUUUAAACAGACAGGGGAGCAGUGUUUUGUUUUUUUUCUUUCCCGAGUGCCAUUAAAUAUAAUUUGAGUGUAGGAGGAGAAAAGAAAAAGAGCAUUAUUUUUCAAAUCUUAAGAGGAUAAAAUCUCCAUGACCAUGUGACCAAGUUUCUUUUCGUAAUGAUUGUUAUGGUGUGUGGGUGGGGGUGUUUUUCUGUGUGUUAGAUAAACAAACUACAUCCUUUUUGAGUCGCAGUUUGAGUCGCUCCAGUGCAGGAAGAUGAGGAUCACAUUCCCAUGUUAUCUGUCUGUGGAUGUUUUCCGAGAAAUUCCAUGAUUUUUCAGAAUUCCAGUGGGGGUUGUAGUCUCCUUAAACCGACUCCCCAAGUGUCUUCACUGCUUGUAUCUGUCACGCGAGCAAACUGAGGCAAACUUGACCGACGGACAGACUUGGGGCUGCUGUAGCUUGUCACUUGGGAUUAAUAAGAAAAUCGUGUGUGUGUGUGUGUGUGUGUGUGUGUGUGUGUGUGUGAGAAUACCCAACUAAAGUGAGUAUUCAUCUGAACAGUCUGAGAUAAUUGAGUUAUUUUUUUCAGCUUUGUCUCUCAGCGCUUCUUCCAGUUAACUAAACCAACAGUCCAAUCCACUCAUGUGCUUCAAACCUUAUUCUCUGACCUGUCUGCUGUUCCAGCUGCUGUAUUUGUCACAUUUUAAGUGAAGGGAGUAGGUGGAGGUCCAGCUGUCGUUCCCAGUGUUCACUGUGAGAUUUUUUUUUUUUUUUUUUUUUUUUUUUUUUUU